Messenger RNA from Doryrhamphus excisus (bluestripe pipefish), 2788 nucleotides. It is a transcript of the gene med11, whose product is annotated as mediator complex subunit 11. Gene Ontology annotation, molecular function: transcription coregulator activity. Gene Ontology annotation, biological process: regulation of transcription by RNA polymerase II. The record is from RefSeq and is a predicted model, not a curated record. Gene Ontology annotation, cellular component: mediator complex. Lineage: Eukaryota; Metazoa; Chordata; Actinopteri; Syngnathiformes; Syngnathidae.
GUAUUCGGACCCCUCGAGUGUUUUUUUAUUAUAUAAUUGGAUUCUUUUGGAGACUCGGACGUGAAAGUACGUCUGUUAACUGUACAGCUCUUGGUCGGUGCGAGACGUGCUAUUCUCUUUCGCGCCGCUAGAGAGCGUCUCGGUGAGCAAGCACAACUUUCCUUGACCUGUUUGUUUGUGAGCUUUGGCGAAUAAAGAGAGACGGACAGCUCUCACUUUUGUUUAAAAUGUUAAUCCAAAAACAGGUUCGACGAAAUAUUACAUAAUAUAUGUCGCACGGGGCAAUAUAUUCUGAGUUAAACCAAAACGAGACGGCCACCGUAGCUUGUGCUAACACGGUAAAUUGUAAAUUAUGCAAAUUAAAUUGUGACGCCAUUUUAGGACUUCUCGCGAGUUUUGGGACAGCCAAUAGCUACUUUUCCUAAGUUGGCAACACUUCCUGGUUGGGGGACGGAUUUUUAUCCAUUUGCCUGUUUUUGUUUGUACGACAGUAUUGGUUUUAUUUUCCUCGUUCACGACUGAAGCCAGUGUUAUUUUUGGAGACGGUUCAAUUGUUACAUUCCAUGUGUGAUGGCAAACGAACGGCUCAGAGCUCUGGAGGACGUUGAGAAGGAGAUAGCGAUGGUCCUGCAAUGUGCUGGUAACAUAGUGUUGGAACUUUCUAAAGACAAACAGAAUGCCAACCUGCUGGAAAGACAGCUGGUCCAAUUCCAGAGCUCCGUCAACAGAGUGGAGAACGAACUGGGUGGCCAAAUCCGCUACCUUACACAGGUGGCUACGGGUCAACCUCAUGAAGGAUCCACAUAUUCAUCCAGGAAGGACUGUCAGAUGGCGCUCAACAGAGCCGAGUACGCCAAGGUGAAACUGGGAGAACUGGGCCGCACCUGUGAAGUCAUGCUGGAUCAGCAGCAGGCCUCUUGAAUGUGGACUUUUAAGUGAUCACAUUUCGGUUACAUUUAUGUGCUUCAUAUUUAUUUGUACAAACUUGAUUACAAGAUCAAUUUUGAAGACAAUAACAUGAUCCAUUUUCAUGAUGUGUGAAGUACAUGAAAUAUCUCAGGUAUAAUUUGUGACAAUACUGCACACACAGUGGCCAUGUAAUGACUGCAUUCUUGAUUUAGGAUAUUCUAGCAACUUUUAAGCGACACCUGAGUUUGUCGAUGACUUCAGUGAAGACCUCACCAGUGUGGAUGUUAGCAAUUAAAACAAAGCUGAACAGUACUUGGGGUACAAAAGUACAUAGGCAGUGGAAUGACAAGGAUUAGAGUACAGAAUAAAACAGAUACACUACUGACAAAAAAAAAACAUUCCGGAUGAACCUAAAAUGCCCUCUGGUAUAAUCACAGGAGAGGUUCAUUGACCUUCUUUAAACUUUUGAAUGCACAUGUCUAACAUCUGAAUUUUCAGCUCUUUGUUAGAGAACAGAACAUUGUACUAAAAGCACUGACACACUCAACACUUGCAUUCAAAUGUUUUAAAUUAAGUUGGACUGUAUAGUGCAGAGGUAGGGAACCUAUGGCUCGGGAGCCAGGUAGGGCUCUUUUGAUGACUGUAUCUGGCUCUCAAGCAUUUCUUACCACAAUAAAAAUGUAUUUUUGCUAACAGUUUAAAGUAAACAUCACAGAAAUAAUAUUAAAUUAAAUAAUAUUAAAAAUCAACAACUUUUUUAUGCAUUUUAAUUCGUCCAUCUAUUUUCUACUGCAAUGCGGCUAAACUUUCUUGAAGAUAUUUUCCAGGUCAAACACCAAAACUUGAUUAUUACUGGGUAAUGCGGUAGUCUACCUCGGUCAUUGAGAUAUCAACAUGUAAAUGUAGACUUUCCUCCUUUAGUCAAAUAGUCACCUAGCUAAAGCUGCAGAACCAAGCCUUCUGACGAAGAUGGCCAAAAGAAUGAAAUAUACUGAGUAUGGUGCAAAAUUAUGCAGCAGCAGAAGUUGUAUUAAUGGCAGCAAGUAUUUGAUUUAUUAUUAGACACUGCGCUGCUCACGAAAGUGUGCUGGCCACACCCCAUUGGCGUGGGGUAGUGUGCCUGGUCUACAUAAUUAGAGCCCAUUAUAUCUAAAACUGUUGGUCUUACAUAAAAAUGCACACAUUUUAUUGCAUUCAAAAUGUAUAUGGCUCUCACAGAUACACAUUUUAAAAUAUCUGGCCUUCAUGGCUCUCGUAGCCAAAAAGGUUCCCGACCCCUGGUAUAGUAGUGCCUUUUAGGUUCAUCCUGAUAUUUGACUGAAUAUGGUCAAGUAGUGGAAUUUUCAAUUACAAUUUAAGAAGUGAACUUGCAAACUCAUUAGAAAACCUGUAAAAAAAUACCCCCUUGAUUGUUCACAAGACAGCAAAAUACCUGCACAUGUGAUCGUCCUGUUUGGAUGUCAGCGUCUAACAAAGGGGGUCGACAUUAGACCCCGUCAAACGCAGGCGCGCAAAGUCUUCGAACACAAAGUCUUCACCCUGAGAAGACCUGCAGAAAAAAAAACCUUGUUGAAAGUGAAAUUUAUGACUCUUCGAGUCCUGAAAGUACAGGAGUGACCAACUGAAUCCAAAAAGACACACACACACUCACCUCAUAUCAAAAUCUAUGAGGUUUGUAUCCACAGGAGCAUCAGCAGCUGGAGACAGGAAAAGACAAAACAAAUUAAAGUGCGUAAUAAUCCCACCGGUUGAUGCGGAUUAAUACAUCAGUGAGGUGUGUGUGUGUGUUUUUUUAAUACCUGGCUGCGGGCUGGGCUGGCCGGGUGGUUUGGGAUGCAUCAAGACAAAUGGAAGCUCCACUGCGAUGUCCCUACACACA